Molecule: messenger RNA, 1608 nt
Organism: Bacidia gigantensis
Lineage: Eukaryota; Fungi; Ascomycota; Lecanoromycetes; Lecanorales; Ramalinaceae
Exons: 1
Coding region: 1-1608 (535 amino acids)
Biological process (GO): positive regulation of TORC1 signaling
Cellular component (GO): cytoplasm
Molecular function (GO): protein binding
Source: RefSeq, a predicted model, not a curated record
AUGGAGACUGCAAUUCGCUUCUCCCCUAACUCAACCCCCUCACAUCAAACAUUUCUUUUCGCCGACGUUAGAGGACGCGGGUUCAACAGAUGCCGUAUCACGCAUUAUUCCGCCACCAGCAAGCCUCAGCUCAAGUAUGAUCAAGGUCCAGCCUUUCGAAACAAAGUUCCCGCCUUCCGCGCCCUUGACUGGGCGAGUUUUGAUGAGGCGUUAGUCGCUGUGGGCACGCCUCACGGGGAGACUUGCGUGCUGAGGAUUGGCGAUCGUCAUGUAGACAGCAGCGGUGCCGGUCAACUGGGGAUUAGCAACGGCGGCAGAGGUGCCGAGGAGGAGAUAGUGCUAUCAUUCACCCCAAAGUGCCAGCGUCCCUGUAACGCUGUUGCCUUUAGCACUCAAGGUUUGUUGGCGAGUGGACUAGAAAGGCAAAAGAAUGAUUCGUGUCUGAACGUUUGGGAUGUAAAUGCCGUAGCGCCUACUGCGCUGUCGAGUCAAGAAGGUGGGGUAGAGACCCUGUCCAUUUCUUCCUCCUUUGGCGGAGCAAAAUCUUAUGUGGAGCCUCUGAGGAAGCUUGCGAGCUCCGAGGCGGUCAGUAGUAUCAAGUUUUUCUCUACACAACCGAGUUGCCUUAUCAUGGGCGUGAAAGGAAGUGGUGUCAGGAUCUAUGAUCUGAGAGAGAAGGACUCUAGUCCUGUUGCACAGUUUCACACAGACUGCGUCCACAACAUCGCGCUUGAUUCAUUAAGAGAAGUGAAUUUUGCAUGUGCGGCACCCCUAAAAGACACAAGGGUGCAGAUCUGGGAUACGAGGGUCACUAGCCGUAGACAACCAGGCCUGGGGUUAGCAGGUGAGGGAAAUGACGGCAGUGGCAAGCAGCAGGGCCCGGUCAUUGUAUAUGAAGAUACCUUCAACCUCGGGAGGAAAGAAGGUGAGAAGGCAGGUAUAUGGAGUCUACGGUUUUGCAAAGAUACAGGCCUUCUUGGCGCCCUCUGGAGCAACGGAAAUUUCAAGAUUUUUGAAUUGAAGACACACUUCGCUGUCAAAGAAGACGAAAAAGGGGCUUCAGAUGCCCGUUUUGAAGCCUUUGGGGACGGAACAAAAGACAUUCUUUCAAAUUUAUUUACAAAAAAAGUCCAUCGAGUUGAACGAGCGUUUCAUGAUCAAGCGCACUAUCGUACGGAGCAAGAACGUAUCGUAUCUUUCGAUUUCACAAAUCUUGCUGGUUCUCGCGGCACACCUACAGCUAUGUUCCUUCGUGGCGAUCGGAGUGUUGAGAUUUAUGAGGUCAAGGGGCCAUCUGCUGCCUUGACCGUAUCGAGCUGCGGGGAAGCAGCCAUCAGCAGAAAGCCUUUAAGUCAGAUAGUAUCUGUGUCCGACGCGAGCGCUGAGACCAUCUCCUUAAAACAACGUAUCCACACGUGCUUUGCAAGUCAAAAUGUCCAUUCUGAAGAAGAAAAAAAUGUGCCUGUUACAGCAAACAUUGCUGAAGCUAGAAGACUUUGCGAGAAAGGCUACUCCUUGAAUAUUGCAAGAAAUAUCAACCUGAUGCAGGGAAAUGCAGAGCUUCGGAGCAUGUGGACCUGGAUCCAAAGUAGGCAACGAAGCUCGUGA